CUUUGCUGUCGGGUACACUGCGGACAUUUCAGGUGCAUGCUUGUGACGGUAACGAGUUGAAAAUCGAAUGUUGGCCGAACACCGUCAUCAACAUCUACUUGGCCCAGUAUGGCCGUCAAGUGCCCUCACAUCAGCUCUGUCCCCCCGAGGACGUCACGGAUGGUGCGCUGUCUAUGUUGAAUGAUACCACGAAUUGUUUAUCGUCGCAUGCUCUUAGGUACGAUUUCUUGCAGACGGUGGAAGAAUCUUGCCGGGAACAGCGUAUCUGCAAAGUUAAGACAUCCCCGCAGACAUUUGGUAAUGACCCGUGUCCUGGAGUCCGGAAAUACGCAGAAGUCGCUUACAAGUGCAGACCCAAUGUCUUCUCCAAUAAGGUGGUGUGCGAGGGCGAUAGACUUCGUUUAAGGUGUCACAAGAACCUUCGAAUAGUGAUCUAUUCGGCGGCAUUCGGCGCCACCCAUUACGGAGUCCCCGAGUGCCCCCAACCCGACGGAGAAGGAAGAAUUGAAGAUUGUCAAGUGAGUUAUGCGACAGAAACAGUUAUGAGCAGCUGCCAUGGCAGGCGAAAGUGUUCCGUAGGAGCUGAUGUAGGUACUUUUGGAAUUCCUGGAUGUCCUGCGGGUACCAGACUUUUCCUAAAAGUUGUGCAUACUUGUGUUCCAAAAGAAAUUCUAAAGGACUUAGAUCUCGGUGGUAGCGAGGACAAGGAUCAAGAGGAUAGUGACUACACCGGCUUCAUUGAAGAACCUCGAUAUAUGCCCGAUGCUACCAUGGGUCCACUUUUGGAAGCUACCCAACCACCGAUGAAAGUGACACCCACUUUGAAAGCUCUUCUAGAGGAGGGUGUCACUAAAAUGGAUGGACAACAGACGACCGUCAAGACGGACAUGCAGAGUGACGAGAACUCAGGAGAAGAAGGGGAUGCCAGUAGCACAAACCUGGACGGCGAUCAGAAGGUCAUUGGAUUUCUCUCAGAAUGGGUUUCUGCCUACAACUUUAUCAAAGAAAACAAGGAAAAAUUUAUUCUAUACCUGACGCUGAGUUUGAGCAUCGCCCUUGUAGCUAUCUUGGCUAUUGUGACGACAAAGUUCUAUAUGCGACGGUCUCGAAGACUUCGAGAGGAAAGAGGUUUGCCAACUAAAUCCCCGCUUCCGGACACUCCUCCAAGCGGUGGUGGUAUCAGCCCUUUCGGCGAAGACUGCACGGAUCUGGAUCAUUUCGACAAUCCUGCUCGUGAUUCUUCUGUGGAUGUUGUUAGAUUUGCCACAAGGUCCUCCCUGAGACGUGCACAGCCAAUUGAAGAUGAUGACUGUAGCUUCCCUAGAGCACCUGUUAGAGCUCAGAACAACUACUACUACAGUUAACCUUCGGAGCAGCAGCGUCUAUUCCGGGUUUCUGCCGUGUAAACCGCAACAACUUCAACUAUUAUUGCGGAUGAGUGUUUUGCUGUCUAUUUUUGUACCAAUAUUGUCUGAGUUGGAUCAUGCCAGACAAAAUGAAAGGUGUUUAAUAUAUGGAGCGACAUAUAUCAGAAUAGAAUAUUUGUAUUUUGGAACAACAACAAUGUAAAGUCAUCUCCGGUGAAUUACGUGCAUUAUGUCCUGUGCCUGAAUGAUCUCAUUGUGUAGUUAAUUCCCGAAAGGAAAUAUCAUAAUUCACCUUUCCAGGUGUGCCUACCCCCUUUCAUGACUACUUGUUUCCUCACGGUUAAUAAACUUCAGGAAGUUAUAAUACUAAGAGGAAAAAAAUUGGCACAGAAGAUGUGUUUUCUAAUUUUGUUAGAUUUCUCAUUCAAAUAUCAUUGCUGAAAGUGGAGAUUAAAAAAAAGUUAUAUAUAUUCCCGAAGAGAUGUAUAAUUUGUGGAUUUAAUUGCAGAAAGAUUUCAGAUAAAAAAGUAUGAAAGCGCUGAUAAAUUUAACUAUUUAUUAAAUCCGCCAAAUUUAUUUUCCAGGGCUUUAAUUUUCCAAAUAAUUAAGAAUAAAAUAUUUUGUUUAUAGAACACCUUUCAAAAUACUUCCUUUCCGUAUAUCUGAUAUUUCAAACUGUAUUUUAAACCUGCAGUUCACAAUGUUCCCUUAAACUAAUUUCGUUCUGUUUUUGUGCCUCAUAAAUAAUAAUUCACUUCAGAUGACGAAAGUAAUCGGGAUCCAUAUAAUUAUAGAAUGUGUUGCUGAAUGGUGAAAAAUACCUUAUUCUUGACAGUGAAGUCAACUUUCAAGUUUCAAAUAAACAUUGGACUAAGCGUAACUUCUAUUAUAAAAAAUUUGGAUGGCAAAUAUUUCGUACAGUGUGCCCCGCUUAAGACUGUGACAGUGUUUCAAAGUGUAUAAUGACAAAAUAAUAGCUUUUCUAAAACUCAGAUUAGAAACGUGAUGGCAGACAAGUGACCAUUUAUUAUGCCGUUUUGCGUUAACAAGUGCUUUAAAACUAGAAAUCUUUUACAGAGCUUCAAAAUUUGCGAUUCUUAAAAUCAUUAAUUAGGUAUAAAUCACUGCCUUGGGAAUAAAAGAGAAAGGAUACAUUUUGUACAUCUUAAGUGCUUUAUUUGUCAGGAAAAAAUAAUGUUGCAAACUGAAAAAGCAUUUUGUUCUCCAAAAAAAUAUUUGUAAAUGGAUAUAUAAAUAUUGGUUGUUUCAAUGUGGACAUGUAUUUGAACUUGAGCUGAAUAUUAUAUUCAUAGCAGGUAAAUGAUACAAUGCUGAAACUACAAUGUUCAUAAACUUUUGAACUGUCUUUGUGCGCUCCGAUGACAUGUAUGUAAUGAGAUUAUUUUAAAUGUACCUAAACUACUCAUUUUACAUUAUCAUCCAUCAUUACGUACAUUUCAUAUUUGAACCUGCAUCUUGAUUUUAUCUAAAGGAAAUCAUUCAAUUUUAUUUCCAGAUCGAAGUUAUCAGUCUGAUUUUUGUUGGAUAAUUUUGCAUUUCGUUAUAUCGUCUAUGGGUUUGAAGUAAAUACUUAGUGCAAAUAAUUUUAGUAGAAAAUUUUAUAAUGCAUAUUUCAUAUUUGUUUUGUCAUUGAUGAUAAGUUAAUCUGUAUAAUCAAUUAUCUGUGUGUCUUUAUUUUUCGAAAUGUUUAUGUUAUAAUUCAAUUUUCAAAGAGAAAUGGGAAAAGGUGGAAAUAUCCAGAAACAUUAAUUAUUUGCAUUAAAUUGUUGAUUGAUCUGAUAUGUCAAAUUUUAACAAUUAGAUUAUGAAUUCAUUAAUUAAAAAUAUUAAUAAUUGAUCAAAUUGUAAGUGAGAGAGGAUCAAAGUAUUCAGUAAUGACUACUUGCAUUUUAAAGAUGAACGGUUAGCUUUCUAAUAAGCCAACUUUUAACAAUCAUACUAUGAAUUAAUUUAUCAAUUUAUAAUGAACCACGAAUUUUAUUUUAUUUACUGAUAACAAUGUAAAAAAGAAAUUAAUAUUAUUGCAAAUAAACUUUGACAAAUAUAAUGCUUUAUGCUGUUAAGACGAAACUAUUCUACCAAAUGAACGCGGAAUAAAUUCACUAGGUAAACUAUUUAUUUUUCCUUUUGUUACCGUAAUUACUUUAAUGAGUUAACAGAUAAUCUCGGUAGUAUAGAAUGCAAAAAUCAAUCAAAAUUACGGAUAAUAUCCUGCUUGCUCAAAUAUUUAUGUCGUUAUGUCCUGGAUAGUUUGGAAGCAUAAUUAACUAAUUUUUUAUUUGAAUUCUUGCGACAUAAAUUUUACGAAUUCAAAGUGUAAACGUUGCCAUUUACAUAAACUCAUUUCCAUAAUCAUUAGAACCUAAUACUUGGGUAUUUGUGUCUGUGAACUGCAAUGUCGGCAAAAUAAAGCAUCAUCGAUGUAAGUGACAUCGAUAGCUAAAAUGUUAAUCACCCAAAAUAAUCCCUUAAUGAUUUAAAUCGUUUAUUAUCUUUGUACAUUACUUUUCCUUGCCCAGUUUUUAUUUGCAUUAAUUGGAGUUAUUUUGGGAUGAAACGUGUGACAUUAAGAAUGAAAUUUAGUCUUACUUUCACAAUUAUUCCUUAAAAAAUAAUUAUUAUUAAUUAAUGAUAAAUGUAUUAUACCAUAAACAAUGCAGUAAAUGAUCAGAAUGUGAAAGUUUUUUGUUAUAUAUCUAAACGUUACCUUAAUAUUUUUGAAUGUCUAAGUUCUUCGAAUUUCUGUAUCUUAAUCAUAAAUACGACUUUUCAUACUGGUUCAGUUACUUUUGUAUGUAUAACUGUAUUACUUUGGAUUGUUUAUUUAUCAUCUUAUAUUUUUUUUCAUUCAUAUCAUUCUUUUGUUAUCUCAUGUCAAAUGUUUCAAUUGUUUUUAAUAUUAGCUAAUAUUCAAAAUAUUAUUUUUGAAUCUAAUAUGUGUUAUUAUUUUUAAUGCAUUUGUUAGCAGACCAGAAUGCAAUGUAAGAUUAAUUAUAAUAGAAUGACAUAAAAUGGUCAAUUAUAUUAGGAAUUAAACGGAGCUAAAUAUUUCGCUCUCUCAAAAAAAAUAUAGGCAAAGGAAUGCCGGCUAAUAUAUUCUCUAUAAAUUAUAUAAUAAAAAUUAAAUAUAUUCUAUAUAAUAAAAAUUAAAAAUAAUACCGUUUAUCAUGAAAGAAAGUUUUUCUCCUCUCUCCUCCCUCUGUUCUAUAACAAUAGCAGCAGUUGUAUAAUAAUAGUAAAAAUUUAAUAUAUUCUAUAUAAUAAAAAUUAAAUAAUACCUUUUAUCAUGAAGGAAAGUUUUUCUCGUCUCUACUCCCUCUGUUCUGUAACAUUAGCAGCAGUUCUAUAAUAAUAGUAAAAAUUUAAUUUGACUCAUAAUAACAAUAAAAAAAGUAAAUAAAUAUAAAACGCAACAUUUAUUAUCAAAAAACGAAAUUAAAUUAAACAAUAAAUUUAAAAUGUUUUGCGUAAUUUUUAUUUUGAGUGUUCAGAUAGUUUCUGGAUUUUUUAAUAUUAUCGCUUCUGUAUUUGAACUGUGGCUGCGAACGUUUGCUUUCACUAUAUGCGAGAGCUUAUAAUUAUUGGAGCUAUCGUUCUUCAUUGCUUCCAGCAUAACUUGUUGAAGUGACAGAAACAUAUUACAGUAAGACCCCGCUUAACGCGGGGGAUACGUUCCAUCAAAGUAGAGCGUAAUGCGAAACAGCGCUAAACGAGGCUAUCUUUACAUGUAAAAUAUUGGGGUUAGGGGAAGAUGGC
Molecule: messenger RNA, 5144 nt
Organism: Stegodyphus dumicola
Lineage: Eukaryota; Metazoa; Arthropoda; Arachnida; Araneae; Eresidae
Product: protein eva-1-like
Molecular function (GO): carbohydrate binding
Source: RefSeq, a predicted model, not a curated record